AUGAAUGGAAUUAGCUUGGACGCUGAUUUACGUGGAUCAAGCCCAUCAAUGGAGGACAGGAUCAGCAAGCUAAAGAAGCAAUUCAGAGAAAUUGACAUAAACGAGGACAAGCAGUUGACUUUUGAUGAACUUCAUGCUUAUUUAUCUAACUCCCCCUCCAUGAGUAGCAAAACCUUUAAAAAUAUUCUAUUUGCUUAUGCCAUUUAUGAGGAGGGAGUAAGAAAGGUGGAAAAACUUUCAAUGAUGUCCUUCUAGCAGAAAUAUUUAAAUCAUUAGAUAAAGAUCAAAAUUCAUUCAUGACUCUUGAUGAGUUUGUUCAAGGCUAUUAUCAAGCUGAAACGAUUGUGAAAUCAAGAAUUGACGUUUUGAAAAAUAGCAUUAUAGAAAACACCAAAAAGUUAUCUGAUACAAAGCGCCAGCAGAUAGAAGCAAAGGCAAAUAAAGGAAAAAACCAAAAUGCAUUGAGUGUUACUGUGAAAAAAGCAGAAGGACUAAAAUCAGGCGGGCUAACAGGUAAUAGAGCCCCAGUAGUCAAAGUGUCCUGUGAAAAUCAAGAAAUAACAACUCAGCCAGUCCCAAAUCCAACCAAUCCAUCUUGGAAUGAAACUUUUACUUUCUUUGUAACUCAAGGCACUGAAGAUAUUUCAGUGGAAGUAUUUGAUACUGAAAGAGGGUCGUUAACUACUUUCUUAGGAGAAGUAUCAAUUCCUUUCACAGCUUUAUUUGACCAACAGCUUCAUGAAGACACUCUCGAACUGAGGGGCAAAAAGCCAGGAGACAGAAUUUCUGGAUCAAUUCAACUUGCCCUUCAAUGGAUUCAUAAUUUGCCACUUUAUCUUGAUGGAAUUAUUAAACAGUUUGAAGAUGCUAUAAACGAGGAUAAAACAGAGCUCCUUGAAAUGGAAAAAUAUUUUAACGACCUCCAUAGUGCUCUUGGGGCUACUAUGGGGCCUGACUGGCUGCUUCUUAACCCAAAAUUCAAAGAAGCAGAAAUCAAAUUUUCAGCCAAAAUGGACGAAUUUAAAGAGAAAACACUAGGUAAUUGAUAUGAAGGAAACAUUAAAUGGUCUUUUGCGACUCAUAUGUCAACUAAUUUACUUCUGGUAUUAUCAGUUUUGUCAAUGUUUAUAAGACCAGAUUUCUUCAAUGUAAUUCUAAUUUAGCUAACAAUAGGAACUAUAGCUUUAUAUUAUUUCUAUACAGGAGUAGGGGCUGGUCCAAAAUAUAAGAUAGUAUUUUUGGCAAUACUCGCAUCAGAGCUUUAUGAUCUUAUUUGACUAUACCUUAAUAUGAGUGUAAAUUUUACUUAGAACUGGGUGAGUGGCUCAGGAGAUGGAAGCGAUGGAAUUAAAAGAUUUUCUGUGGCAAUCUCAAUUAUAAAUUUAAUUUGUAAGCUGGCAUUUGGAGCAAUAUUCUGGAAGAACUCUAUUGAGAUGGAUUAA
Messenger RNA from Blepharisma stoltei, 1442 nucleotides. Lineage: Eukaryota; Ciliophora; Heterotrichea; Heterotrichida; Blepharismidae. The record is from the annotation of a GenBank genome assembly.